Bicyclus anynana (squinting bush brown) is the source of this 9761-nucleotide messenger RNA. It is a transcript of the gene Cpes, whose product is annotated as ceramide phosphoethanolamine synthase. Lineage: Eukaryota; Metazoa; Arthropoda; Insecta; Lepidoptera; Nymphalidae. Gene Ontology annotation, molecular function: phosphotransferase activity, for other substituted phosphate groups. Gene Ontology annotation, biological process: phospholipid biosynthetic process. The record is from RefSeq and is a predicted model, not a curated record. Gene Ontology annotation, cellular component: membrane. The transcript has a single exon. Bases 715 to 1818 code for a protein of 367 amino acids.
UUCAGUCCUCACAGGCUCACAUUCCGCCUGACGUUUGGGGAGACUGCGCACGCACUAUGCGGGCGAUCCGCAAUCGCGACUCUACAUUAUGUAAACAUUGUAUACACAUCUUGUUUUGCUGACGAAAAAUCGUACAACAUCAAUCCGAGUGUUAACACGUCCUUUGUCCGCAUAAAGCUUUGUUAUUAAUAAUAAUCGUGCGUCGAGUGUUUUGAUACCGGUAUCCGUUUCAGAGCGUUGCAUCGAUUUUACCCAGUUGCGAACAGUUUUAUGUGUUCCACGGUGUACGAAACAAGUUUUUCGAGCGUUUGGAGCAACAAAUAGUGCAGUGUUACGGUGAUUUGAUGUGAUCGUGAAAGACAUGGAUUCGUUUCUCUGUCUCUGGCUGAACAGCAAGUUCCGUUGACUGUGAUUUUUUUAUCUCAAUUAAUGUUUACACGCGCGGAAAUUGGGCGAUAUUUAUAAUUUAAUAUUGAAAUGACGUCGGAAUUCCCGUUAAAAUUAUCAAAUGUAUGAGACGCAUGAUCCCAUGGAGUUAUAAAUAGAAAGCUGUGUGGAGAAUCAUUCCGAUACGAGCACGAUAUUUAGGGGUUUGGAAGAUGUUUUUGUUGCACGCAUUGUUUGCCUCUACGUACUGAUUUUCGAAGCCCCACACGCGAUUUCAACACGACAGUCUGGGAAUCACCGCAUGCGUAAAUCCUAUAUUUAAUCAAGAUGAUGUGGCCUUCGUCGCAGGCGAGCAAGAUUCUCACCUUUCUACUAUUCGGUGUGGUGGUCUACUGCGUCUAUAUGGACACGUUCCUGUUCCUGCGGAUACAGAAUUAUAAAAUUGACACGUUCGAGCGCGAGGAGAACUCCACCCAGGAGUCCACCACACACAAAUCGACGAAACAGCAGAACUACGAAGACGUAGUCUGGAUACCGUGCACUAUAAAUCCUCUGUGCCAUCCGACGGUAAAAGCUUUAAUGGUCGAUCAUAUUAAUCAUUACAUUUAUGGGCCGCUGUGCGCGAUACUGGAUAUCGGAUUAGGAAUAUCCGAGAGAAUGUUAUUUAUAACUCCCAAUAUGAUUUCUUUCUUUCAUGUCCUGAUAGCUUGUGUUGGCGCAAAACUGCUAACUUUUCAGAGCCUCGCCGCGCGCCGGGUGGCUGUAGUCCUAUUUCAAAUACGAAUGUUUUUAGACGAUUUGGACGGACACGUCGCGAGAGAAAGAAAGCACAUCAAAGGCGAGAGAUCGGACGUCGGGAGCUUAGGUUAUUGGGUCGACGGAAUAUGCGACCUACUAGGCGUCAUCGCUAUGAUGAUAGGCAUACUGUUCUACUUGAAAAACAACCCACCCAGAAGAGGUUACAAAGGCACUCCAGUGAGCACUCUACCUUAUCACCAAUUGAAGGAAAUCAAUUCUAGUGAGGACAUUGAAAAGGAGCACACAGACGUAGGUAUCUCGUAUAAAACUAAAGUGACAUUUCAAAGAAUCGUCCAGGUUAUUGGCUUGUUUUCCGGCCAAAUGGUGCUAUCUUCGUUAGCUUGGAAUAGAUAUAUAGAUAUGUAUCAAGAUAUGCUAGAGAACUGUACUGAGUAUGAUGUAGGGAGAAGGGACGGUACCUUCAGGUCUGGGACGUUUUUUUUCGCCACCGGCAUGUGGAGGGUCGUCAACCCUCAUAGUUAUUUGCACUUGUUGUCGUUAGCGGUGUUCUGUGAUAAGACCUGGGGGUUCCUGAAGGCGGUUCAUUAUAGCGGUUACGUGUGUCUAGUUGUGACGGUGGCUGCUUCUGAGGUUUUAGUGGAGAGCAUUCGCUCGUACGUCGUCAACGGCUGAACUGUUCACGUAGCUAGGGAGAUGAUGGCAUUCCGUUAGGUGAUUAUAUUACGAUGGCUAUGGAGUAUUUUGUAUUGUACUGAUGUACGAACGAGAUGGAAAGGUGUUUAUUUAUGUAUGUUUGUAUUUAAGUGUGUUCCAUAGCGCCUACGCUAGUAAGCAUACGUCGAUUGACAGAAUAAAUGAGUUAUUAUAUUUGUUAUUGUUGUCUGGGUGACAAUAAUUUGAUUAUAUAUUAAAUCUAAGUAGAUUUAACUACGAUUAAGUGUAAUCCGAUUGAACUUAAUCAUAUUAUAAAGAAUACUUAUACUGGCAAAGUCUCUGAAGACACACCGAUAUUUAUGUCCAUAAUUAUAAUAAUUUUAAUUUUGCCUAAAAAUAAUUUCAUGUAUUAAUUUAUUCACCAACUGCCAUCAACUUCCUAGCUGCAUUAUAGAUUUUAUUUUUUAUAUAAUGUAUUAAAGCUCUCGCCAUUUUUGAAUCUGAAAGACGAUUAUCGAUUCAAAUUUAUUUACCGUUUGUGUUACGAAUUAUUUCCAUGUUAAAAGUAUGUAUUCUGAUAUUGAAGUUAUUGUGUACCUAACCUCUUUACGCUAUGUAUCCGUAUCGAAUCCAAGAUAAUUCAGAUUUUGAAAAUUCGAACCCGAAAAUAAGGUGCUUCAUCGAAUUCAUGCGUCUAAAGCGUUAAGGGUGCUAGAGUUUGACUAAUGAAAGAAGAGACUUAAAUCGCCGACCAAAUUUUAAAAAAUCAUUUAAACAAAUUAAAAAAACAUGCGUUUUCCUAAUUUUUUUAAAUUAUUUUUUUGUUUGUGAAUACAUUGCUACCUAUACAGGGUGAUUCGGUCUUUAGUGCGGAUAUUUUUUUUCGUGGUUCUGUAUCAUUAAUAGAAUAUAAAUCUACAAACAGUUCGAUACAUUUAAUGUAAUUUUUUUUUUAAUUUAUGUCUCUAAAAUAACAAAAUAAUGUACAUAUUAUUACUAAACAAGAUAUAUUCAGCUUAAAAGUGAUCUGGUGACGUCCUUUAGGUAUCAAACGAAAAUAAAAUAAACACACAAUAGGGUGACCCUAAAAUUCUGUUCAAGAGUAAAUAACUUUAGCUAACGAUAAUUUUGUUAUUUUUGAGUUAAAAAAAAAAGAAAAAAUACGUGAUCAUUAAAUUUUGUUUAUGUACAAAAUAUAAAAAUACCCGCACUAAAAAAAUUUUCUUCCUGUAUACUAUGAAGUAAUAAACUCAGUUAUUUCAAUAUUUGCACUAUAAUUUUGAGAAUUCACUCCGAUUUUUUAGAAUGUUGGCGGACGAUAUCAGUCUCUACUUUUAUUAGCCAAACUCUAAAACGGAUGAUAUUUUCAUUGUAUAUCUAGUUUACGAAGUUUACUAAACCAUAUAUGAAGGUUUUUAUAGCAAAUAUUCUUCGUCGAUUCUAUUCCACUCUCUAAUGUUUCUUAGCCAGGACAUCUAUACAAAGCCACCACGUUUUAAACUCAAUAAAUGGCUACCGUAUAUAACAAAGCCACCACGUACCAAACUAUAAAUGGCUACCUAUAUUACAAAGCCACCACGUACCAAACAAUAAGUGGCUACCGUAUAAAACAAAGCCAUCACGUACCAAACUCUAUAAAUGGCUACCGUAUAUUACAAAGCCACCAAGUACCAAACAAUAAAUGGCUACCGUAUAUAACAAAGCCACCACGUACCAAACUCUAUAAAUGGCUACCGUAUAUUACAAAGCCACCAAGUACCAAACAAUAAAUGGCUACCAUAUAUUACAAAGCCACCACAUACCAAACUAUAAAUGGCUACCGUAUAUUACAUAGCCACUACGUACCAAACUGUAUAAAUGGCUACCGUAUAUUACAAAGCCACCACCUUCUAUAUUGUAAAUAGCUACAUUAUAAAAUAAUAGAUUAAUUAUGCUACGAAAUAUUUUUUGUAUCACUUAGUUCCAUUUUAAAAUCUACUAACAUCGAAUAUUCCGUGAAUUUCAUCCUCACGAAAAGAUAUCGAGAUAACAUAGUAACUACAAAUAGGUAUUCGAGAUCGAAUUUAACCUAGCUGAGCUUAUUUACAAAAUAUAUAGGUGCUUAAAUUGACCCUACGCGGAGGAAUGGAAUAACUUACAGUUAGGUACAGCAAUGUUUAUAAAACUUUACUAGAGGGCUCACAAUAUUAUUGGCAAGCUAAAACCAUUACAAUGAAAGUAUUUACCCGUUGAAAAGCACCAUAUUGAACGGUGAAUAUUAUUGUUACUAUCAAAUGUAUACCUUAUAUUAGGUUAAUAUUCAAAUUCCCUAUCAAUGACCGUUGUAUGUGUAAAGUUUUCGGCUCUUAUUAAAUUGUUGAUGAUAAACAAACUUAAGUAAUACUUUGUUAGUUAAAUACUUCUAAGUUAUACUACUAGAACGUCAUUGAAAAAUUGUGUACUAUGUUAAAAAUUAAAAUCAAUUCAAAUUAAUUUUAAAAACCUCAAAUGCGUGGAAAUUUUUUUCGAUGUCGGUGUUUCGUACAACGUAUGAUUUUGAUACCUUCUGAAUUAAAUCAUUGCCUUCUGAGUAAGACUGAUUAGAAGUUUUCUAGUCACUAACUAAGGUAUAACUAGCAGACGCCCCGUUUCACACGCGUAGUUUGUUUCCGUGGAAAUACGGGGUUAUAAUAUAGCCUAUGACACUGACAAAAAAUUAGGCUUUCUAUUGGUAAAACAAUGUUCAAAUUGGUUCAGUAGGUCCAGAGAUUAUCCCCUACAACCUCACAAAGUUUAGCUCUUAUAGAUUAGUCUUAUAUUUUAUUUAACACAUUUAAUUGUUCAGAAUAAUAUAUUUUUAUCGUUUAGUUUGUCAUUGAAUUGUCUGUUUCUGCUUCGGUCAUUAGCAUUUGAUAAUGGUCGUUUGAACUGUCACGUUGUCGUGAAUUCAGAAUAUGAGGUCCAAGGUUCGAGUCCCUGAUGAGACAAUGAAAUAUUGAGGUUUAUUUCAUUCUUCCAAGAAAAUUUUAGUAAAAAUAUCAUCCCUGAGUUGGGAAGUUGCCUGUAGUUUGUGGCUGCACCUCUGUGCCUCGAAGAUCUCCUUAAAUCGGUGAUACCGGUCAUUAUAAUUAACAUGAUCAUUAAAAAUUCGCACAUCACCCUUAACCCACCAACACGGAUUGCAGCAGCGUGGUGGGUCUAAGAUUUAAAUCUCCCUCCCUUGAAAAAAACAGAACAGUAGAAACAUGCUUUUGAUAAUGAUUGUAAACAACUUAUUUGGAAUGGAAUAGUUGAUUUCCCACCUACUUCUGAAUCGAAGCCUGUUUCAAACUGUCACAUGGUUUUACUUCUAAAAGUAGGACGUUUUACCGGUCUAGUAGUAUUUAAAAGGCUUAGGUUAGAAGUAUGAAUUUCCGUGGUUUGUUUUUCACAAUGAAAUGUUACUUAAUGUUUAUAAAAUCUAUUAUAGCUAAUAUAAAUGUUAUGUAUAGAUCUGAAUCUGUUUGUUGUAAACUUGACUAUUAUUAUUUCAUUUAUCUAUAUUACUACCGUAGUUGUUACAAAAAUAAAUAUUUAUUAUAAUUUUCGGUGUUACUAAAGAUUUGAUAAUGGUCAUAUUGAAAAGUUAUUAUUAUACUUAAAUUUAAUAAAAUAAUAUUUAUUUUAUUUCAUUAAAAUUUGUAAUACAAUAAAAUAAAAUUGUGUCUUGCCAGUGUUGCACUGUAGAUAAUAUUUUUCCACUUACCAUCACCAUCCAUCUGUUUGGUCUGUCAGAGAUGAACAUGACUACUAAAAUCCCACAGUAAUCUCUACCUGCAACAGGGGCCGCAACGAAUUGAUUAGAUAAUUUAUAGCCGGGAUAAUAUCCUUAUCCGUUUUAAUUUAUAAAACAAAUUAGUAGUCACUGUCACUAACAAUUCAUCUCAUUCUAUAAUUUUACUCGAUAAAUAAAAUACAGAAUAUUUUGUUAUUCAAUGUUCUAAUCAUGUAAUAAUCUAAUGCCUUUAAAAUAAUGAAAAAAUCUGUAAAAUAAUUUUACUGGAUCGUUAAAAUAUAGAGCAUUUUAGUUACUCAAUGACCUAAUCCAAUGCUGUAUACAGAUCUGUCAAAUAAUUUUACUCGAUCGAUAAAAUAUAGAGAGGUUUGUUUAUUUUUCAGCAAUGGUUUAAUUAUUUAAUUAAUCCAAUGCUGUAAAAAAUCUGUAAAAUAAUUUUACUCGAUCGAUAAAAUAUACAGCAUUAAAUGGUCUCAAUGAUCUAAUAACUUCAACGUUGUCAAAAACCUGUUAAAUAAAAUAAAAUGUCAAGUUUGAAUUUGAUUCGUCCUUUUUUAUAAGUCCAAUUAAAAAUAAUUAUAACCUGUACUCACCUGCCAAUUUAAUAAAUAGAUUUGGAAAAAAAUACUUAUCUGGUGUAUAAAUAAGGUUAAUUUGCUUCUUGUUUUAAUUUAUAAACUUAAAUGUUUUUUUUUUGUGUAAUGAUUUAUUUAAUAAAAUUUAAAUUUUAUUUAAUUGCGGAUCGAAAGAUACAUAGAUCGUAAUAUCUGGUAAACUUAUAUGUCAAGCGUGGUACUAUUUACUUAGUUUUUUUUUUAAUAAUUAGUUGUUUAUCAAGAGAGUGCGUUAUGGGAUAAGUGAAUAUUAUUAAGAAGUAAAAUAGUAUUUAAUGAACGUAACCGCUAGAACCUUGACUGAUUUUCGCAUAGCGUGGAGUACGAUUGCUAAGAGAGAUAAAAAACUAUUUUGUUAGCGAGUACCUAUUAUUGUUUGCGUUUACUGUAAAAAUAAUGUUAUAUUGUAUUAUUUAUCUUAUGGGAACCUUAUGGUUUUAAAGUUAUUUCGUGUACACAAUAAUAUAUUCAUUACGGGUACUAUUCUACCUACUGUUCUAUCUAUUGUUAGAAUUGAACCCAUGGUUUCACCUUUCUUGGAAAUGUUGGGCUUGUUACCUACCGAUAUAGGGCGUGUGACGUCAUUGGCAUUUUAAUUGCUAUGCGGGCUACAUACCUGCAGUUUUAACUGUACAGUCGAACUGUUAAAUUAAAUAGUCCAGCCAAAAACUGAAAAACUGAAAAGUGCGCAGUUGAAUUCAAUACAAAUCAAAUCAAAAUUCAUUUAUUUCAAUUAGGCUCAGUUUACAAGCACUUUUAAAACGUCUAGUUAUGUCAUAAUUUAAUUAAAUUUAAUGGUUGUAAUUAUAGUCGAAAACUUAAUAUAAAAUUACGAAGGUUCUAAAGUCGCCUUGAAAAUCUAAUCGAAAUAUUAUUAGAUGAAACUGUACACUUAAAAUUGCAAGUCUGUAGCCCGUAUGUGUGAUAAACUUGAAGUUAACCGAUUAAAUGUAACUAAUGUGUAUUUGCCUUACUUUCGGAAGAUUGUUUCUCUUUGGUUGGCAGCAGUAAAGUAGACGGCACAAACGAGUUUAUUGUGUUUAAACAAAACGAACGUCAGCAUAACAGAAACACAUUCUCGAAUAUAUAGAGUAACACGAAGGAGCCGUGUGAUCAUUAUCAAAACCGGUUUAUCAAAAAUAGUUGUACAGCAACUAUUCAGAGACAGAUUAUAAUGUAUAAAUAAAUAUGAUUCUGCUUUGUUGACCCUGUAUCACUUACAUGCUAUAACGGUUUUUGAGCCACCACUAAAGCGAAUCCGUCUACCGAACAUUUUAAAUAAUGCUUAAUGCAAUUGUGAAAUCUCUAUUAAAAUUAUAUUUGUGAGAUAUAGUAAAUUGUAUGCGCGGUGUAUUUGAUCCAGGUCUGGCUGGUGGGAGGUUUCGACCGUGGCUAGUUACCUCCCUAGCGGCAAAGACGUACCGCCAAGCGAUUUACCGUUCCGGUGAUGCCAUGUAGAAACCGAAAGGGGUGUGGAUUUUCAUCGUCCUCCUUCCCGCCGUUAGCCCGCUUUCAUCUUAGACUGCAUCAUAACUUACCAUCAGGUGAGAUUGUAGUCAAGGGCUAACUUGUAAAGAAUAAAAAAAAAAUAAAAAAUUUAGCUUUCCGGUGAUGCCAUGUAGAAACCUAACAAGUUGGCCCGCUUUCAUCUUAGAUUGCAUCAUCACUUACCAUCACGUGACAGUGUGGUCAAGGGCUAACUUGUAAAGAAUAAAAAAAUCAUUAUGCCAUUGCUAAGACAAUCCUUCCUGCUCUCAAAGAAAGAAGAAAUUUAAAGCAUAGAUCUUUCUUCUUCCUUCUAGAAUAGGCCAAUUGUAUGGAUCUAAGUUUUAUUCCUGUAUGAGCUUUGUAUAAUUCCAGAUCACAUUUUACCAUAUGGUAAAAAUAAUAGGUAGUGUACCAACCCUACCUGGUAUUAAUUUACAUCUCAGAUAAGAAAAUAAUGUAAUGUCAUGGGUCUCCAAUUCAAUCUAAUGUAAAAUAAUUGUUAUUUGAAUGUAAACUUUAUUUACAUAUUGAUAAAGUUCAAAAUAUGGAAAUUGGCAUCCCAUAUAAUAAAAUGCUUUGCUAAUGUGAUUAAAAAAAUAACAAGAUGUAGCACACAAAGUCUCGUGGAAACGCAAAUAAAAGAAAGAUUUAGUUAUGUGUGUUAUAGUCAAUCUGUUCUAGGAAGUCUGUCUAGGUGAGUGAGUGAGGUGAGUAGACACAAGAUGACAUAAUAAACGCGUUUGUGUGUAUAAACUGAAGGUUCCUUUCGUUAACCCUCCAAGUGCCUUGACACUGGACUUGUUUAGUCUGUGCAAUGUGCAUGUCUCGCUUGCUCGACGCGGCACUCAGGCGGGUUGGUUAACAGAAAUUAUUAGUGGCCCGCCCGCAGUUGACAGACUAAAGCUCAAAACUUACUAUUACGCCACAGACAUGCAUCCCCGCCGUCCAACCGGCCAUGUCGCGCUUAGGCCUAGCUCAGACAGACUACUUUAGUAUUUUAGUGUUUUAAGAUUUACGAAGCGAACAAUUUUUGGAUUUACCGCAUAAAAAUCGUUCGUACUCGACUAAAAUACUAAAGUCUGUACGGCCUUUUACGGCUGUUCGACCGGUCCUUUAUGUAAAUGAUCUAAGAGCUGGUGGAUAUUUUUCGUGUAUGUAUUUGAGUUAAUAACUUGUCCAUUACUAUGCUACUCCACAGAACUGGAAACCUGGAUGGGGAGUAGUAGAUUUUUUUUUAAUUGUCCUGCAGUCAUUCCGAUUUCCUUCAGUCGUAGUUCAGUAUGACCACCAACACGUCAAAUGUCUACUGUCAAACGCUUGACAAUGUUACAGACAAGCGUUUGACUGUAGGCAGUACCACACAUCCAAAGUUAAACAGACUUCUAAAAGUAGACAAACUAUACAGUAUUUUGUCGAUUUAUUGUUAUUAAUGUAAGUAUGUACUACCUCUGAAAGGCAUAUAUAAUAGUCGUAAGUAGAUAUUUUAAUGAAAAUAAAUGAAGUUUAUUUAAAAAUAUAAAAUGUUAAAAAGUUAAAUUGUUUAUGUUAAUUAUUAUACCUUACAUUGAAUUUCCAUUAAUUCUUUAUAAUAUUUAAUAGGUAAUGUUAAUUUACAGUAAUUUACAUGUUUUUGUUUUAAAUUACAAAAAAUGUUGUAGACUAAAAACUUAUAUUGUACUCGUAAGGAGCUAAUUUCUCUAAUCUCUUCGUAUUUGAAAUGUAUUUUACUUAUUUUUUGUUGUUGUUCAUGUAAAUAUUUUUACUUAUAACUGCAUUUACAGUAAUUUACUAAUUUACAAUUGUAAAAAUCAAUUACUGUGAUUUAAAAAAAAUAAUUAAAAAAGUAAGAGUAGAUGUUAUUUAUAUUUACUGAGCUUAAUUCUUUAAAAUUUGAUGAUUUGAAAUGUCUUCUACCAAUUUUGUAUGUAUUUCUUUUUAUUUGGUUUUCUUCAGCUUUACUGAAAUAAAGUAUUUUUUUACCUUAUGAAAAAAAAUAUUAAGGUUACGUAAUGCCAUAUUUUUAUAGAUAUUCACAUUUGACGGUCUGUGAUGCGAUUAUUUGUUUAGUGCUAUAUGAGACACAUAAAUUACGAUUUUUGAAAAUG